Molecule: messenger RNA, 8968 nt
Organism: Nerophis lumbriciformis (worm pipefish)
Lineage: Eukaryota; Metazoa; Chordata; Actinopteri; Syngnathiformes; Syngnathidae
Gene: smad10a
Product: SMAD family member 10a
Biological process (GO): SMAD protein signal transduction; cell differentiation; BMP signaling pathway
Cellular component (GO): heteromeric SMAD protein complex
Molecular function (GO): DNA-binding transcription factor activity, RNA polymerase II-specific; I-SMAD binding; RNA polymerase II cis-regulatory region sequence-specific DNA binding
Source: RefSeq, a predicted model, not a curated record
GGCAGGAUGCACGAGGAGGCGCUGAUAAAGGGAUCCAGCUAGUGAGAAACGGCAGCGAAACGUAACAUGUGAGAAAUGAACGCCAUUUAUGCAUGGGAUGUAUUAAUGGAAGUGUCGCCGCUGUUCAGGGAACGACUCAAUGUAGACGCGAGGAAACAUUAGCCGCUCAACCUCUCAAGUACACUUCAGACAAUUGUCAACGGUCUUUCUGUCCAAGUUAUUGUCUUCUCCCCGUCUGAUGUGGACUGAUUCAGAACUGGGCCAUCAUGAUCCCAGUGAACCUUCUGGUCACUCUUUGGCAGAUCAGCUUAAUACCAGCAGCAUCAUGUCAGUGAACCCUCCCAGCAGUAAUGACGCUUGCCUCAGCAUCGUCCACAGCCUCAUGUGCCAUCGACAGGGCGGCGAGAACGAGGGCUUCGCUAAGCGGGCCAUUGAGAGCCUAGUCAAGAAACUGAAGGAAAAGAAGGACGAGUUGGACUCGCUCAUCACUGCCAUCACCACCAACGGCGUCCACCCCAGCAAGUGUGUCACCAUCCAAAGAACGCUGGAUGGACGUUUGCAGGUGGCAGGGAGGAAAGGUUUUCCCCAUGUGAUUUAUGCACGACUGUGGCGCUGGCCUGACCUUCACAAAAAUGAACUGAAGCACGUCAAGUUCUGCCAGUACGCCUUCGACCUCAAGUAUGACAACGUGUGUGUAAAUCCCUACCAUUAUGAGAGGGUGGUGUCUCCAGGCAUUGUUGGUCUUAGUCUUCACAACACAGCGCCACCAAGUGGGCUUAUCAAAGAAGAAUACAUCCAUGACUGUAUUCAAAUGGACCUCCCACCUGGCAUGCCAUUGUCUGACCACCAAGCAACGCUGAAGAUGCCCCCUCCAGACCCCUUUGGCCAACCCCUGCCUCCUCCACAUUUGUCCUCUGAGCCCCAUGGACCCCCACCAGUCACCAGAUACACGCAGCUGCCUGUCUCACCCAAAGUGUCAGGUUCUGGCUCCAUGCUGCCUCUACAGGGCAGUCAUGUUGAUGGCCGCCCUCAGACAGCAUCGCCACAGAUUCCAGUCAUGUCUCAAGCACCACCUCGUUCCCCGACUCCCAACCAACCUCUUCCUCAGCAACAAGGUCCUCAAGCCCAGCAGAGUCCACACCCACAGCAAUCCUCUCUACCUCCUCCUCAUGGACAGAACGGAUACAGCAACAAUAAACACUCACAGAGCCCGGCUGCCUUCCACACAGUGUGGACAGGCAGCAGCACAGCCGCCUACACUCCAAUUGGACCCCUGCAGAAUGGUCGUGGUCAUCAGCAAACUCCCCUUCACCAUCCAAACCAACAUUGGUCUCAGCAUCACGGCUCAACCUCUUUCCCACCGUCUGUAUCCAAUCAUCCAGGACCAGAGUUUUGGUGUUCCAUCUCCUACUUUGAAAUGGACGUUCAGGUGGGUGAGAUGUUCAAGGUGCCGUCCAGCUGCCCUGUUGUGACGGUGGAUGGUUAUGUGGAUCCAUCGGGAGGCGACCGCUUCUGCCUCGGCCAGCUGAGUAACGUUCAUCGCACAGAUGCCAGUGAGAGAGCCCGGUUACACAUCGGUAAAGGGGUGCAGCUGGAGUGUCGUGGCGAAGGCGAUGUGUGGAUGCGGUGUAUGAGUGACCACGCUGUGUUCGUACAGAGCUACUAUCUUGACAGAGAAGCAGGCCGGGCACCAGGUGAUGCCGUGCACAAGAUCUAUCCUGGAGCCUACAUCAAGGUGUUUGACCUGCGGCAGUGCCACAGACAGAUGCAGCAGCAGGCAGCGACUGCGCAGGCGGCUGCCGCUGCUCAGGCAGCUGCAGUGGCAGGAAAUAUACCUGGACCAGGCAGCGUGGGAGGCAUUGCGCCUGCAGUCAGUCUGUCUGCAGCGGCGGGGAUCGGCGUGGAUGACCUCCGGCGACUAUGUAUCUUGCGGUUGAGCUUCGUCAAGGGUUGGGGUCCUGAUUACCCGAGGCAGAGCAUCAAACACACCCCCUGCUGGGUGGAGGUCCACCUGCACCGUGCUUUGCAGCUUCUUGAUGAGGUGUUGCAUACUAUGCCAUUAGCAGAUCCAGGGCCUGCUAACUGACUACCUGUAUGCUGAAAUUUGGAUCUGGAUUCUUUGAAUGUGCGCGCACACACGCACACACAUACACACUUUUGAUAGUUUUGCCCUCUAUUAAAUAUCCUCCCUAAUUGAAUAUCCAGUGAAAAGACCCAAGACAAACUAAAAUGACAAACACUUGAUGCUUGGAACAAUCAAUUUAGCCUGCGCUAUCUCACACACACAUUCUUAUGAGCAAUAAGUAAGUAAUCAAAAGAUAUAUCUAAAGAUAUAUUCACGAUCGUCCAUCAACGUUAGCAUUACGUUGAGUCAUGUCCCAACAAACCAAAAAGUUUCAUCUGUACAAAAGUUAUGUUCUACCAUUUCUUUUUUUAUAUUUUAUAUUGUUUAAAUAAUUGCAUAAAUUACAUUUUUAUAGAAGGUUACUGCAUUUAACCCAUAAGAACCCACAGUCAUUGGUGCUAAAAAAAUGACACAAAGCCAAGUGGAUUUAAAUACUUAUUAAUAAUUCAUAUCACAAAUUUUACAUGUUUUUUAUUGGCUAACAACAUUCUAAAAGUAUAAUUUCUUAUAUUUUUGUUAAUAGUAUUAUUAAAAUUAUCAAUACAAAUGUUAUUCAAGAGAUAUGUAUAACAUUUAAUUCAACAAGAAAAGAAAAAAGUUUUGUUUUUUUAAAUGUAAUGUAAUGCAACAAAAACAAUUAUAAAGCUAACACUAAUUACAUGAACGAUUGUAACGCUUUGUUGACACAACGUUGACAAUCUAUCCAACCAUCCAUUUUCUACCGCUUGUCCUUCUCAGGGCCGUGGGGAGGGGCUGCUGGAGCCUAUCCCAGCUGCACUCGGAAUGCAGGGUACACCCUGGACAAGUAUGAGCAUAUCAAAUAAACAUCAAAAACAUCACAAUAGCCUCAAAUCCUUCCAUUUUUCAUGAAGCGACCCUCGGUGGAAAUUUUUUAGACACGCCCUCCUGAUUUCAAACUAACUAAAUAUGUGCUAGUAGAGGUGUUCCAAGCCCAUAUCAAUAUGGCGAAAAACAAGUUUGGAGUCAUAUCUAGACUGUCUGAUAUAAUCUCCAAUACGUGCAGUCGUGCAGCACGUCUACUUAACAUCUAAAUGUCCUCCAAUAAGCACUUUAGUCAAGUCAUUAGCAAAGGGUAAACAUGAUAGGCUGUAGGGUACUAGGAGGUAGCGGCUACACAACAGCUAAGCACACAACCUACACAUAAGGAAUAAGUGUCGAACAAUACUGCAGUGUAAAACAUUACAUGCAAGUAUCAAAUAACAAUAGUUGCAUAUUACUUACAGAUACAAAGUCUCCUAGACAGAAGUGUAUUAGAAAGUAUCCAGUAACAAACAUGUCUGCAUCAUUUAACUUACUGCGUCAUUAGCUUUACUUAAUAAAUGAUUGUGGCCACUAAGUGUUCGCUCAAAAACAAUUACCAGUUAAAUUCUCAGGGCAUUCAAUCGAUCGCAACUGAACAGUUCAGUUUGUCUUACAAGAAGUUUCGCCUCUUUAUCGAUUAGGCUUUACCAGUUCAUCAACUUGGUGCCAAGAUCCAAAAAGUGUUGACCUUUGCCACCAACAAGUCUCUACAGUUGAUCUGAUCACAGCGAAGGAAUAACUAUGAGGAAAAAUAACCAGCAGAACACAAUCCCAAGGGGAACAAAUUAGGUUUUGAAGUGGCGGCAGCUCUCCAAUGCCAAUCAGUAUCAGUAUCGGCCGAUACUCAAGGCUCCAAUAUUGGGUGUUGUAUCGGAAGUGGAAAAGUUGUAUCGGGACUUUUGUACUACUAAUAGCCUGAUUAGUAGUACAAAAAUACUUUUGAACAUACAUUAUGUUCAUUAAAAAUGUGUGACAUGUAUUAAGCGUCUUAUUGGUAUUUUGCUAUUGUUGCAAAUACAUCACCUAGCAGUUUUAAGGCUAAAAGACUGACAGUGUAUAUAUCUUGUUUUCUAUUAAUUCAUUGAAGAAUUACUGUAAAAACAGUUUAAUUGUAAUAUUUUAAUUAGAACACCUUAUUAAAUAAUUGUUAUUGUUAAAAUGACUGUGGGUUCUUAUGGAUUAAAUGUGCUACACACAACCAACACAAUCAUAUUUACUAUAACAUCCAACAUGAAAUAACAGAUAUUUAUGUAUUUUCGAGAAGACAUUUCUCCCAUACAUCUGCGCUAUUGUGACAGAUAGAAAUACGUGUUUCCCUGUUGCACUUUUACUGUAAUUGGGUGAUAAGAAAAGGAAAUAUGUUCGGUUCUAAGGAGUGCAAAUCACAACUGUGUACAUCGACACAAGGCAGUGUGUUAUUUUUCUGUAAGUGUAGUGUGGACACAAGUGGUGUGUAAAUGUGGAUCACUUCUGUGCUCGUACCGUGCUUGUCUGUCGACUCAAACUUUAUCCUUUUAGCCUUCGUAGUACUCUCAGCUGAAGUACAUAUAUAAAUAUAUAUACGGUAUAUCUAUUUUUUUGAUAACAAAAAACUGAAAAGCCAAAAACAUGUAGCUUUAAAAUGUUGUGGGCCUUUGUUAUGAACAGUGCUACCCUGUAACCAAAUGUUUGGUGUCUAUCACCAAAAGCUAGAAUACCUCAUAACUACACAACAUACACUUUUCAUCAGGAGGCAAAAUUCAGCAUGGCUCAAGAAAGCAAAGAGAAAGUUUCACCAAAAAAGUCCAACACAGUUUGUACGGUUGUUGUAUUUGACAAUACCGGAGGUUUUUUGGCAGUGUAGGUCUAUCACAGACUUCUGGCGAUGUUUGGCAACCACCAACUGAGUGCCUUUCUCAUCUUAACACUUCUUUCAAGCUCGCUACGACUCUGGUAUGUUUCCUCCAAUAGAGAACAAUAGAAGAGUUUGACAUCAUUGUUUGGACUUCCUACCGUGUCUUCUAAUAGUGCUUUCUACUAAUGGGUGUCCUAAUCCGAUAUUAGUAUCGGUCCGAUACCAGUAUUAUCGGCCUGAAUUUCAAACUUCCGAUGUUAGAACUCCGAUUCAAGCAGAAUGUUCUGCUCCGGCGAACAAAUCUUUUUGCUAGCUUAGCAGAGCGAUAACAGGUUGUCUCCUUUUAAGAGUCUUUACUUUAAGACACCGUGAAACUAAACAUACAGAAAUUAAGUACAUCAAUAUAUUGUACUUUCCAGACUAUGGAGUGCAACAUUAUUCAAUUUUAUAUAUGGUAUUUUAUACCAAAUGUAAGAAGAAUUUUUUUUUUUUUAUUAGCCGCACCAGACCAUAGGCCACAAAUAUAUACCGGAACGAAAGAUUUUGUAAAUUACUUCCACAACUCCAUGGUGACAUGUUGGUGAAUUUACAAAACUGAAACAAUACAAAAAGAAUGCCAUUGUAAGUUAAUAUUGCUAACACAGACAUUUGUAAACAUGCAUAUUUGCUAAUGCUAACGAUUGCUAGAUUGAUUAUAUUACGAUAGCACGUACCAAUAGACAUCACACAUCGGACAGUUUAGUAAGUAUGAAUUGUUUAGCUGUAUCGUAAAACUUGCAAACGUUGCUUAGAGUAAUGAGUAAAGAAUUAUUUCCAGCAGAAACACUUUAGACAAAUAGACCAAACAAGAUAUACUUCCAGUUUAAGGCACGAAACUGGAAGUACGUAUUCAAACCGCAGCACCCGCAGUGAGAAAACAUAUCGAAAAGAUGGCGUCAUAGCACAAAAAAAUCCCUCCAUUUUUAGUGUCUUUGUCAAUGUUGAAAACUAUUUGUAGAAUACAAAACAUUAUGGCCGUUAGCAAAGAGAAAUCCAUAAAUUAGCCACACUGUUUUGUAAGCCACAGGGCUCAAAGGGUAGGAGAAAAGUAGCGGAUCAUAGUCCGAAGAAAUACGGUAACUUACAUGCCAUACAAAAUAACUUCUCUGUGACAUUCCACAAGAAAAUAAAUGAUUUAAAACAAAUGCGCUAGCUCAAUGCCAUAUACAUGCUACUAAUUAGCAUUGGCAAUUUGGCAUUUGGCAAUCAGAACUACAACUAAGAUGCAUGUUACAAUCAAACAGCUGGUGUGUAUUAAGUACAUUACUUACAAUAUAAACACUUUGUACUACUCAACAAAAUAUAAGACUAUGCCAAUGGCAAAGACUACUUCCUGACUACAGCAACACACCUAGGACAAACUGAAAUUAAAUCAUACUUGCAAAUGAGACUCAGAAGUGUAAGAAAAUGAAAUAUAACAAUAAAAUAGUGUACAAUCCAUUCAAGAUUUCGCUUAAGCAAUUCUACAUAUCACUUAGUCAAGCCAUUUCUAACAAUCUACACAACAAAAUAAGUAGAACGUAAGUAAUGCUAAUAUUGUAUCGGAUCGACAUCUGCCAAUACAUAGGGCUACAAUAUCGGUAUUGUAUCGCAAGUGGAAAAUGUGUCGGGACACUUCUACUUUCUACUAUGAAAGUGUAUGAAAUGUUACUGUGAAGGAGCUUACGCCCGUCCAACUACACCCCCAACACACGCCAUAUAUAUAUAUAUAUAUAUAUAUAUAUAUAUAUAUAUAUAUAUAUAUAUAUAUAUAUAUAUAUAUAUAUACUGUAUAUAGCUUACAAAGCAGGAAAUUUACAAGCCCCAUUUUUCUUCUGAAUUGGUUUUAAAAUAACAUUUUGCUCUGGUUUUCAAAUACCGUCUUCGUUAUUGUACGGCCAAACAUUGCACGUAACAAACUAGUCCGUUAACGCCGUAACACUUUGUGGAAUUGAGUGUUCAAAAAAAAAAAAAUCCCACGUGUUGGUGACUCAAGCUCCGUACUUUUUUAUUGAGUACGACUGCAAAAUAAUCCACCAUCGGGCCCCAAAAAGUUGCGAGUGUCAGCACUUUGGUAAAGAAGGUGAGACACACUAUUGAAUUUAGGCAAAGUACCUUCAAUACAGGUCAAAGUAAUGUUAAAUGUUCAUUUAUUGUCAUAUGUAUUUUACAUUUCCUCCAUGCACAACUAUAAUUAUUCUUCAUAAGAUAUGUUUUGUGUUCAUAUUAUUGGGGGUCUGGCAGGUAUUAAUUGGAUUGACACUAUUUAUUAUGGGAAAAAUCCCUUCAGUGUUAAUAAGAUUCAGUUUUGGAAUGUAUUACUAAUGAAAACUGAGGUAGCACUGUACUUAAUAACAUUUUCAUGAAGUUAUUUUUACAAAAGGCAGAGUCUCAAUGAAAAAUGAGCUGUUCUGCCCGGGUUGCACUUUGGACAGCGCUGAUGUGGCGUAUUUAGCUGAAAGGUGGCGCAGCCUGCAAGAGAAAGUGAUGAAAUAAGUUUUUUUCGUGACCACAGCAGACGUCUGCUACGGAAAACAAAAUAUUUGACAAGCAGAGCCAACAUGAGGCACACGUUCAGAAGCAAAGUUACGCCUCCUUCAACACGAGCAGAACAAAACCAUUUGGAAUAAACAACUUGACAUAUUUAUCACCGUAUAACAUACACAUAUUUUCAAGGCUGCUUGAUUAAUCGUGAAAAUAAUAUGAACGGGUCAAAUAAUAGUAAUAAUAAACAUAUUUUCUAUUACUGCACAUUUCCACUCGGACGGAGGAAACUCACCAGAGUUGUGAACUAAAGCUAACAUCUUGGAGGUUCGGGCUGUGGCACACUUUUGACUUCCCUUUAUUUUUACCUUAAAAACGGUUCUCCCCCAGUCUAACCUCACACAUGUGUGACUCUACAGUAAGAAGGGGACUCAUAUGGCCCCAUUCGUCGUGGUUUACUGGACACAUGAAACGUGACAAAUUGGGGGGUGCACUAUCCACGUUAGCCGCCAGACGGCAGUAGAGUGUUGACUAUCUUAAAAUGUGUUUUGUGGCAUUUCCAACUUUGACCCCAGCAACAGAUGCUAUGUAGAGUGGGGCUUUCAAUCAUUUUCAGCAGACUGCCUUGCAAAAUGACAAACACACGACAUCCACCCAGGAAUGGGGCCAUAAGAAUCCCUUCCCUGCUGCGUAUUUUGCCAUAACUGAGCUUAAGAGCACCGGGAAAACUCAAAUCUGAGGAGGAAAAAUGUGGUUUCUUAUUGUGAACAUCUCUAACAUGUUAAAAUAAAAAUUGUAGUUCACACGAUCAUUCACCGUCACAUGACAACUUAUUAUGUACACAACAAAUAAUGUGUCUCAUAUGUCUUUUCGCACCUCUUCAGCAACCAAAUGGCCUGUAAUGCUGUGAUUGGUUAAAGUGCAGGCAGUGUUCUGUUUCAUUGGCUGCAGAUACUUUCGCUUUGCACCAAACCAAAAAUAGAAAAAUGUGACGACAUAAAGCAAAAUUAUGGCAAUCAUGUCAAGUUUUAUGGACCGAUUAUCCCCAUUCUGCAGUUUGAAGUCUGCAAAGCCUAAAAGUCACACGUUGAUGUUUGAAUAUGAAGGCCACAGAUGUUAACGUGCCACACGGGAUACAUUGUUACUCGGGCCUAAUGCCGAGUGGAGGAGUUUGAUGUUAUUGAGAAUUCAGCUGCUUUUCAAAGAUGAGCCCACUAACACAUAUGCAUAUUUGUGAUAUGUGCCUUUUUCUUGUGGAGCGUAGACGCAGCAACACUAGUUUGUAAAAAGAGUUUUGGUUUGUCGUCUUAUUGUCGAGAGUCCUGUUGCACAGUGGUUUGGUCUUCACCCACUUCUGGCGCCAUCUUGUGGUUCCCUCAGGUAUCCGUGUAAGAACUCACCAACUGCUUCAUGGACAUAGAUCUAUUUGUAUUCCAGUAGUAUAAUUUAUUGCCUUUUGUGACUUUGUGACGCAAACUCAUCAUUUCUGGGUCACGACCGCGUCGUUUUGUUGUUUCCAGGAAUUGUGUAUAUUUUCACCGUGUAUUUGUGGAACACUGUGGAUGUGACCUUGCAGUUUGCAACAACUGAGAGCAAGCUUUGACAUCAUUGUGUAACUAAUGCUGUAAAAUUGUUGGCAAGGAUUUUUAUAUGUUCGCUCCAUAAUUAAAGGGAAACAGACCAAU